This is a messenger RNA of Caenorhabditis remanei, 756 nucleotides long. RefSeq lists its product as uncharacterized. The transcript has 2 exons. Gene Ontology annotation, molecular function: RNA binding; protein binding. Gene Ontology annotation, cellular component: 90S preribosome; t-UTP complex; small-subunit processome. Bases 1 to 756 code for a protein of 251 amino acids. Lineage: Eukaryota; Metazoa; Nematoda; Chromadorea; Rhabditida; Rhabditidae. Gene Ontology annotation, biological process: maturation of SSU-rRNA from tricistronic rRNA transcript (SSU-rRNA, 5.8S rRNA, LSU-rRNA). The record is from RefSeq and is a predicted model, not a curated record.
AUGACUUCUGGAAAGCAGAAAACUGUCAAACUUCCCAUGAGGAAGGCGAAUCUGAUUGCAUUGGAUACCGAAGCUGGUAAACUGGUAAUUGUUCGACCAACAGAAAAUGGUCACGAUUAUAUCGAAGUUUUGAAUAUUUCAAACAACAACCAUAGUCUUCCAUGCCAAAUUAUUUCACCUGAAAAUGGUUCUAUCCAGAAUGUUAUCAUCGUAGACAAUGGCGAAUUUGUAAUUGUAUUUUCAAAUGGCUCAGUCGGAUUCUGUGAUGAAAAACAUUAUAAUUCGAUGAAAAUCAUUCAAAACCCUGGUUCCGAAAUAGUUGCAUCGUACGUUCACGACACGUCCACCUCUACCAUAUGCCUAAUCACUGGAACUACAUUGAAUAUUUUUGAUUUGCACUCAAACAACGUAUUGUCGUCGAUCAUAGUGGCUUCCAAGUGCGCAACGUCCCCAAUUGUCAGUGACGGAUAUAAAAUAGCGAUUGGAUUAGCUGGUGACAUUAUUUUAGUGGAAGAAAUGAAAACAAAAGUCAAUCUGAAACUAAGUCCUCGAUGUGAGUGCGAAGAAAACGCACCAAGAUCCUUGUUAUUUAUGGAUUCGAAAAUUUUGGUAUGUGGAGAUUCGUACGGGACAGUAACCUUCUGGAACCUUGAUGACUUCACUUUGAUUCAAUCUCUUCCGUGUCUUCUCUCAUCUAUUCUCUCAAUGGUCACAACUGCUGAUGGACUUUUGUAUGUUUGUGGAGAAGAUCCUUGA